AGAUGUCUUCCUCGGCCGCGGGCAGCAGACGAAGUCCGCUGUUGGAUAUGCCGACGGAGCUGUUCUACAUCAUAUGCAGGGAUGUUCGAGCGGACAAGGAGGGUUUGAAGGCUUUGGCAAGUCUAGCUCAGACUUGUCAUAAACUCAGUUCACCUGCCUUGGAUACCCUGUGGGAAUAUAUGGACAGGCUGGAACCUCUGAGUAGGGUAGCUCCAAAGGCCGGAGAUAAUGUGACGACCUGGGUUGAACAAGUAUCGCCUGGCCAAGAAGCGCAACUCGCCCGCUUCACUGAAUACGCCUCGAGAAUCCGUGUUCUGACAUGGGAUACGCUUGACGGGUCUCUGGAGUUGGUCACUCGCGUUCCCAAGAGAUCACUUCGUCCUUUGCUCCCUGGACUGCAAGAGGUUAUAUUGGACGUACCCUGGACGUCCCAGAGCACCGAAGACUCCUCUGGCGAGCGGCUGCAUAUCAUUCUGACUUUCAUCGUCAACCCAUCGCUUCGUGUCUUCCGCAUAGGCACUAUAGAUCUCUCGGAGCACGUGCGUGAGACUGCUACCGCAGAGGGACAGCAGCCGCCUCAAGGAAUCAACAUUGCGGGCUUCAUGCGUUUUCUUCAUCUUGAGGCGCCCUUCCUUGAAGUGCUGCACUUCACCGAGCGCAUCGUGUGUGGGCCUAUGCACUUCAUUUCCAACUUUCCCCGUCUCCGUGAUCUGGACGUGGUAGACCAGGAUCCGUCCCAUCUAGACGGAGCCGUCUUCAGGAUGCUAUCCGAGAAUGAUCGCCUCAGGCACGCUGUCCUGCCGCUCGAUAAUCUCAAGCUGCGGGACGUCGGCGCUGACUGGAGAGGCUUCGCGGGCCUCAAAACCCUGCAUUUCCGCUGCGAUGACAGGCUGCUCCUCUUCCAGAUUCUGGCAGGGCUGAUGUCUCCUCACCUCGCAGAGAUUUCCGUCGACAUGGGUGCCACCACCACCUUCCACGACCUGCACGAGAUCUGCGCCGCCCUCGUUCGACAUAAGUCUACUCUCCGACAACUCUCUCUCUUCUAUGUCACCAUGGAGACGGACGAGUCGCUGAGCGCGAUGGAGUUCAUGGAGCCUCUCCUCGAGUUGCGAAAGCUCAGGAGCAUCACUUUGGCAUCGCACUCCCGUUAUGCAGCAACUCUCACCGACGCUGACAUUGAGAAGUUGGCCGCCGCCUGGCCCCGGGCAUGCCUAAUCGAUAUACCAGUCAUAGGGCCCACUGUUAAUUGUUUCGUAUCCUUCGCUCGACACUGUCCUGACCUGGAUAGUCUGGGCCUGGUGGAUAUCACAGACGAGGGCUUUAGCGAGCUGGACAUCGAAAAUAUUCCAUCCCUGGGGCACCCGCUGCGAGAGCUCGGCCUUGCUUGCGCAGAUAUUGAAGAUCUAGAGAAGCUCGCACGGGCGAUUGACCGCAUCUUCCCUUAUAUCGAAUAUGGUUAUGAUCAUCUGCCCGAAGAACUGCUCGCAUCGCUUCACGCUUUGCAAACGUCCCGGGAGAGUAAUGCGGACUCUAGCGCUAUGCUAUAA
This is a messenger RNA of Gloeophyllum trabeum ATCC 11539, 1547 nucleotides long. RefSeq lists its product as uncharacterized. NCBI's taxonomy places the organism in Eukaryota, Fungi, Basidiomycota, Agaricomycetes, Gloeophyllales, Gloeophyllaceae. The annotation marks the transcript as partial. The transcript is spliced from 2 exons. The record is from RefSeq and is a predicted model, not a curated record.